ACCAAAUCCUGAACGUCCUGGGAAGCAAAGCCAAUCAUCCAAAAUCCAUCACGUUCGCCGCGCCGAGGCUAAGCCAAGAUGACGACACUCAAGCCGGCCCCCCUCCCCGCGUCCUCCUCCAUCGCAUGCAGUUCGCGUGUAUGGCUUCGACGCGUGUAUGCGGUGGCGGUGCUCGGGAUCGGCACGUGCGUCGUCAUGUGGCUUAGUGUGCUGGGUCACUUUGGGUCCGUGUUCCGCGAGCUUCCGUCGUCAGAAUCCAUCGGUGUGCGCCUCGCGGCGAACGAGACACAUGUCUUCGUAUCUUCACAAUCGAACGGCACGAUACCCAAGCUAAUCCAUCAGUCGUGGAAGACGGCCAACCACAUCCCAAGCAAGUUUACGCCAUGGAUGCAAAGCUGGCGCGUCCACAACCCGACGUGGAGCUACAUGUUUUGGGACGACGCCGACAACCUUAACCUGUUCGAAACCCACUACCCCAAGUACGCGUCGGUGGCGCGCCAAGUGGGCAAAAUUCACUUGGCCGACAUGACUCGGUACGCGCUGCUGCAUCAUUACGGCGGCGUGUACGCGGACGGCGACUUUGAAUCGCUCAAACCAUUCGAUGACCUCAUGCACAUGGAUUUGUUUCUCAGCUUUGAGCCGCUGGUGCAUUCCGUGCUCCUUGAAGGCGCCACGUCACCCGUGCUGUGCAAUGCCAUCUUGGCGUCCAUUCCUGGCCAUCCGUUCUGGCUGGAAGUGCUAGACAACAUCUUGGCCACAUUUGAAGGCGGCGGCGACAACCGCGACCCCGUGUCCCUCACUGGCCCGCGCAUGGUACAUCGCUCCGUGCAGAAGUACUCGAGCCACCAACCGCCGCCAAGCCGAAGCAUCACGCUGCUAGACGAAGAGUACUUUUACCCCGAAGUCGCGUACUGGAACUUUGACAAUCUCAACCGCCGAUGUGAAAACGCCACCGACUUGGAGCUGCAACUGCCCAUCGUCCAGGAAGCAUGCGCGUCGCUCAAGCAGUUUCCCAAAGGGCGGUACACCAACAACACCCACGCCGUCCACCGGUGGCAGUGCACGUGGUGCCGCGGUGACGACACGUUGUUCUACGUUACUCUAAGAGACAUCUUUCCCGACAAGGUGAUUCUCCGGCCGAAAUUCUACCAGUUGAUUGGUUGAUCAAAUGAUGAAACGUAUCGAGUUAGUUAUGUGAACUCGGCGACGACACUGAGCGCCGGGUUUGAGUCGGUUCAAAAUGUAGUAGUAUUAG
Molecule: messenger RNA, 1255 nt
Organism: Aphanomyces astaci
Lineage: Eukaryota; Oomycota; Saprolegniomycetes; Saprolegniales; Verrucalvaceae
Exons: 1
Coding region: 79-1164 (361 amino acids)
Biological process (GO): mannosyl-inositol phosphorylceramide biosynthetic process
Molecular function (GO): mannosyltransferase activity
Source: RefSeq, a predicted model, not a curated record